Molecule: messenger RNA, 2934 nt
Organism: Sceloporus undulatus (fence lizard)
Lineage: Eukaryota; Metazoa; Chordata; Lepidosauria; Squamata; Phrynosomatidae
Gene: MUC13
Product: mucin 13, cell surface associated
Exons: 14
Coding region: 13-1668 (551 amino acids)
Source: RefSeq, a predicted model, not a curated record
GGAACUGCAGCAAUGAAAGGCUGUGUUGUUCUCACCAUAAUCUGGUUAACCUUUUCUUCUGUGAAAAGGACAAGCAGUACUUCUCUGCCUCCAGUCACAGCUUCUGACUCUGCAUUUACACCAAGUGAAGACACUUCUGAAGGAACUACAUCAUAUCCAGGAGGAACCCUUCCAAGUCCACAAGGAACUCUUGACUCUUCACCAUCACUUCCUAAUGGAGGUCCUAGCUCUUCCUCUCUACCUCCUGUAAAAACCUCUGGCUCUCCAUCUCCAGAGACAACUACAUCAGGAGGAACCUCUCUGACUCCAGAAGGAACUCUUGACUCCUCACCUUCACCUCCUGAAGGAGGUCCUACCUCUUCACCUCUACCUCCGGAAGAAACUUCUGGCUCUCCAUCUCUAGAAGCAACUACACCAGCUCCUGAAAAAACUUCUGAAAGAGCUACAUCCUCAUAUCCAGGAGGAACCUCUUUGACUCCUACUUCUUCACCUCUACCUCCGGGAGAAACCUCUCGCUCUCCAUCUCCAGAAACAACUACAUCAGAACAUGUUACUUGCAAUAGUCAGUCAUGUAAAUAUGGAGCUAUAUGUGUCAGCCUGAACCAAAACUUUUUCUGCAAGUGUCCUUAUGGGUAUUACUAUUCUCUACAAGGUUGCCAGUUGGGAAAAGUAUUCCCAGGAGAAAUUGGUCUGCAAAAACAGUAUGAUCCUAGCAUGAAAGAUGUGCAAUCUCCACAGUAUGCAGAAGUAUACCACAACGUCACUAAUUUCUUCAAUGAAAGAUUUAAAGAUGAGGAAACCUACAAAGAAACACUCCUUCUUGACAUAAUACCAUCACCAGCAACAUUAGAAAAGCUUAGUAAGGCUGAAGGAACUAUUGCUGUAACAAUAAUCAAUAUGUUUGAAGCAAGCACAAAUUUAACAAGUGUGGCUGUGGCAGAACUCAUAACAAACAAAACUUGUGGUGGUGUCAUCAUUUGCAACUCCUUCAAAGCUGUACCACAGUGUGAUGUUUAUGGUUGCGAUAAAGACACGACUGACUGCAGUGAACCAACUCACAACUCUUUUCCAACCUGUUACUGUAAAACCGGUCUUGAUAAGAAGAAACCUGAUGAUAAAACUUGUUUACUUUGUAAUGCUACAGUGUGUUCUCCAAAGGAAAACAAAUAUUGCUCAGUGAAUGCUAAACAAGUCCCAGUGUGCCAAUGUUUGGUUGGUUAUCAAAACCAGGAUGGCUAUUGUCAGAAGUGUAGUUUUGGCUACUCUGGAGAAGACUGUAAAGACAAUUAUCUGGCAGUCCUUGUGGGAGUGGCCGUUGCAUGUGGGUUUGUUAUUGUGGUCUUAAUUGGAGUUCUCAUUUACAGAUGCCUCAGAGAAAACAGGGAGCCUAAGCCUGAAAGUAAGAGUUUGUUAAGCCAUGAUUAUUCAACCAUCGGUAAUACCUCUGAAAGCGGCUCUGCCCCAAACACAGUUAUAAAUGAGAGAAUUUUUCCUCGAGUCCAAAUAAGAAGCCCUGAACAGGUUAACAAAACAAACACAGCUGACAGAGGACACCAGGAAAAAAUCAGCCACGAUGCAGGAGUAUUAAACAAAUCUUACCUUCCUGAGCGAGACUAUGAUGAUGAUAACAAUCCCUGGCUUGAAAUGUCAUCAAGAGACAGAAUGUAAGUCCAGCUGAAAAGAGACUGUGAAUACAUGUAAGUUUCAACUCUGCUGAGGAACCAACACACCUUUGCUCUGCAGCUUCUCCAGCCUUUCUGUGACAUUGCUAUGUGGCAAUCAGAGUGCUUAACAUAUGGAUGAAUCCCACUACAGUAAUUCUCUUUGGAAAAUGUGCCAGAGGAUUUGAUAGAACUUCACAUAUCUUUGCUGCUGUUAAAAUGGAGUGGGGGCAGGGGAGAAAUACAGCUCCAGGCUAUGUUAUCAAUGACAUUUGGAAAUCUUCUGCCAUAUUGGACAUCCAGGAUACCAUAGAAGAAGAAGAAGCAGAAGAAGCAAAAAGAUGCUAGUACUUUGUCUGCAAUAUUGUCUAAUAGUUGGGAUUUGGCCUUAUUGUAACUUGAGUCAGGAUUGUUGCUUAACAUUUAGGACCAUUGCUUGCCACAGGAUUCUAAUGGCUGCCAUUUGGUUCCAUUGAAACAUAUAUUUAAAGUUCCAGACAAAGGCUGUGCUCAUAUCUUUACAAGCUGUGAAAUUUACUACCUGUUUGCCCUAGGUAUGAGAAUUUUUGGAUACUUCAUUUGCAAAAUGAAGUAACAGGGCAGGCACUUCUCAAUGGAAAAUUCGAUGUGCAGGGUUUUUAUUGCUUAAGUAAUUUAUGUAACAGCCAUUCAGACAGGGUCUUAAUUGAGCAUUUAACAUCAGGGGAUGCUAUUCAUGCUGCUUCUAUAUAAACAAUGAUCAUCAUCUUACCUUUUUGCUUUGAGAAUUCAGCACCAGCAACAAGAUGUUCUUUUGUGAUUUAAAAUUUUCUUCUUCCCACUAGACUAGAGAAAUUGCAUGUGCAGAGACAUUGAAAUUUUAUCCACACUUGGCUGGGGAAAUCAAUCCCAUUGUGCUUAGUGGGAUUUACUUGAGAGUAGACCUGCCUAGGCUUUUGAUUCCAGAGAUGUAUAGUGCAAUCCAAACAACUGGUCUACUCAGAAAAAAGCCUCUGGACUUUCCCUUGUGCUCCUUUAAGGCCAUAAUUCUAAGUUUGGGAUUCUGCAGAUUUAUAAGUCUUACUUCUGAGUAGAUCUAUUUAGGAUUGUGUUAGAUUGGACUGUAAUGUGAAGCAAGUCAGCCUCAUUUCUUUUUUUUUCUGCAUAAAAGGUCUAUAUAUGUAUCCUAUGCUAUUUUAAAGUCUAGGUCCUUAAAUGUAGAAACAACCAAUAAAUGUAUUUAUAUGUAUUUGUAACUGGAAAAGAAAAAAGAAAGAAAAAUAAACAUAAUUGA